This is a messenger RNA of Arabis nemorensis, 2376 nucleotides long. The record is from the annotation of a GenBank genome assembly. Lineage: Eukaryota; Viridiplantae; Streptophyta; Magnoliopsida; Brassicales; Brassicaceae.
AUGUUGAGCCAUCUGUCUCGGACCUUCCGUCAUAAUUGUCGUUUCCGGCAACAACAAUGUCGCCGUUACAAGUCUCCGAAGUCGCCACCGCCGCCUCCACCACCACCGGCGUUACCAAAACCGCCGAAAAAGCCUCAAACUUUCACCUUCCACGACGCGACGUGGGAGGAUCCUUACAGUUGGAUGUCGAAACUCGAAGACAAAGUAGCGAUGCGUCAUAUGGAUAUCUAUAUGGAGCAAGAAGAGAAGUAUACCGAAGCUGUUUUGGCUGAUACUGAUUGGAUUCAGACCAAGCUUCAGUCUGAGAUGGCUUCUCGCUUGUCUUUUGAGCUCUCCACGCCUCCUCUUCGUUGGGGACCUUGGUUGUAUUAUAGACGAGUCGAAGAAGGGAAGCAGUAUCCAGUACUGUGUAGAAGGCUAGCGAGCUUGCACGAAGAGUUCAUUUCUCAUAAAUCUCCUGCUGCAGGGUUUGAUUUUACAUCUGGGAAGAGGAUUGAGCAGAAGCUGCUUGAUUACAAUCAGGAAGCUCAAAGAUUUGGAGGUUAUGCUUAUGAAGAAAUGUCGGAGAUAUCUCCUGAUCAUAAAUUUCUUGCAUAUACUAUGUAUGAUAAGGACAAUGACUACUUCAAGUUGUGUGUGAGAAACUUGAACUCUGGUGCUUUAUGUAGUAAGCCUCACGCAGAUCGUGUCUCGAACAUAGCGUGGGCGAAGAACGGGCAGGCUUUGCUCUAUGUCGUGACUGAUCAGAAAAAACGGCCAUUCAGGAUAUAUUGUAGCACGAUCGGGUCAACGGAUGAAGAUGUUUUGCUUCGCGAAGAACUCGAGGGCAAUGUUCAUGUUAACAUAAGACAUACAAAAGAUUUCCACUUUGUGACUGUAAAUACAUUCUCUCCUACGUUUUCGAAGGUGUUUCUGAUAAAUGCAGCUGACCCGUUUUCUGGUUUGGCAUUGGUUUGGGAACACAAUGCUCCAGCGCACUGCAUAAUCGAGCAUCAUCAGGGAUUCCUCUAUUUAUUUACAGAUGCUUCCAAGGAUGGUGGAACACUCGACCAUCAUUAUCUUCUUCGAAGUCCUGUUCACUUCUCUUCCAGUCCAAGGGUCUGGGAGAAAGUUUUUAUCGACGACCCUGAAUUAAUCAUAGAGGAUGUUGAUUUCUGCAAAACACAUCUCUCCCUCACUGUGAAGCAAAUGCAGAGCUUUAAAAUUUGCGUGGUUGAUCUACCUCUCAAGACAGAGCGGGUACCGGUUCAUCUGAGAGACAUUAAACCUCGUUACCUUCCUCUUCCGAAGCACGUUUCUCAAAUAUUUCCUGGCACAAACUACGACUUCAGUUCUCCAACAAUGCGGUUCACUAUUUCUUCACUUGUGAUGCCUGAUGCUGUGGUUGAUUAUGAUCUAUCAAAUGGGAAAUGGAACAUUGUACAGCAACAAAACAUGCUUCACGAAAGAACGCGGGUUUUAUACGGCACUGCAAACUCCACUGAGAGCCCUAAUAUACCCUCAGGCACCAGAACUGUCAGUUUUGAUUCUGAGGAUACUACUGCCGAGAAUGACAACUUGUGGAAUGACUUAACCGAAUUUUAUGCGUGUGAUUACCACGAAGUCUCUUCUCAUGAUGGAGCCAUGGUUCCAUUAACUGUUGUUUACUCGAGAACUCAGAAAGAGGAGAACCAAAAACCUGGUCUUCUUCAUGUUCAUGGUGCUUAUGGUGAAAUGCUCGAUAAGAGAUGGCAUAGUGAAUUGAAAAGCCUCCUUGAUCGUGGAUGGGUUCUUGCAUAUGCAGAUGUUAGAGGUGGAGGUGGGAAAGGAAAGAAGUGGCAUGAAGAAGGAAGAGGCGCAAAGAAACUUAACUCCAUUAAAGAUUACAUUCACUGUGCCAAGUUCCUUGUUGAGAGCAAUAUAGUUCAAGCAAACAAGUUAGCUGGUUGGGGAUAUAGUGCGGGAGGGCUUGUCGUUGCUUCAGCUAUCAAUCGAUGUCCAGAGCUCUUCCAAGCUGCGGUUCUAAAGGUUCCUUUUCUUGAUCCAACUCAUACUUUAAUACAUCCAAUACUACCCUUAACGGCAGAGGAUUACGAAGAGUUUGGAUAUCCAGGAGAUAUCAAUGAUUUUCACGCGAUACGCGAAUAUUCGCCUUAUGACAACAUUCCUAAAGAUGUUGUUUAUCCAGCAGUUUUAGUCACUUCCUCAUUCAAUACUCGAUUUGGCGUAUGGGAAGCUGCGAAAUGGGUUGCAAAAGUCCGUGACAAAACCUUCAAUGACCCUGAACGCCCGGUCUUACUCAACUUGACGACUGAUAUUGUUGAAGAAAACCGGUUCUUGCAAACUAAGGAAUCCGCGUUAGAGAUUGCGUUUCUCAUAAAGAUGAUGGAAUCUUGA